GGUUGUUGGAGUUGCAAAUGGUUUAUAUACACAUUCGUUUAAAUUAUUCUGUGGUACCUCUGUUCUGCUGCACGCAUAAAAACAGUUACUAUGUUAAUUUACGGCCUCUCCUGAGAUUCAAUGAUUUGUUUAGAUGCGUCAGCAAAGACAAUGCAAAAUUAUUGCGAAGUAUUCUUAGAAAGAGCGAUUUUACAGAUAAUUCAUGGGGGUGCGUGUGUGUUUCAGAAUUAGCUGUUUCCAUGGCUUCUGCUGUCGUGGUAUCCACCCAAAAUCUGUUAAGGAGAAGUCCGUAGAGCUAUACAUAUUCAAGUCGUUUUUUAGCAGAUCUUAUCCAAUACAAAUUCUGCAACAACAGCAAACAUGAAGAAGUUCUGUGCACCCAUUCUGAUUGUGAUUGUCAUUUUGCCAUUGAUUACAUAUGGUAAUGCAGGCAGUUCAAUGGAAUUCGCCUGCGAUCAACGGAAGGCUGCCACGAAAUCAUUCGACUUCUGUAACACUUCAUUGCCCAUUAAAAACCGCGUGGAAGACAUCAUAAGACGGUUGACAUUGAAGGAAAAAGUGGCACAGUUGUACACUUCAGCAGAGGGCAUAGAGAGGCUGGGCAUUCCUGCAUACGAAUGGUGGUCAGAGUCACUGCACGGCAUUGCGCCGAAUGGGCCGGGCGUCCGCUUUAAUGGCAGCAUAAAGGCGGCCACUAUGUUUCCCCAAGUCAUUCUCACCGCCGCCUCUUUCAAUGAAACACUUUGGUCUGCCAUUGCAGGAGCUGUGGCCGUUGAAGCUCGGGCUAUGUACAAUUCUGGCCAGGCCGGCCUUACUUUCUGGGCACCCAAUAUUAAUAUAUUCAGAGAUCCUCGUUGGGGUCGCGGCCAGGAGACUCCUGGUGAAGAUCCCCUUAUUACCAGUAGAUAUGCUGUUGUCUAUGUCACUGCAUUCCAAGGGGAACAAGAAAAAGCUCAACAACCCAGUAGUUUGAUGCUGUCUGCUUGCUGUAAGCAUUUCACUGCUUAUGAUUUGGAAAAAUGGCAUAACUAUUCUCGCUAUUCUUUCGAUGCCGUGGUUAAUCAACAAGACUUGGAAGAUACUUUCCAACCACCCUUCAAGAGCUGUGUGAAAGAUGGCCAUGCAAGUUGUAUGAUGUGCUCCUACAAUCAGGUAAAUGGAGUUCCAGCAUGUGCAAAUCGUGACUUCCUUUCCAAAUUGAUAAGAUCUGAGUGGCAAUUUGAAGGGUACAUUACUUCUGACUGUGAUGCUGUUGCAGUUAUUUUUGAGAAUCAGAAAUAUGUAGAUACUCCUGAAGAUGCAGUUGCAGAUGUCUUGAAAGCAGGAAUGGAUAUUAACUGUGGAACAUAUUUGCUUCGUCACACAUUAUUGGCAAUGCAAAAGGGAAAGCUUCAUGAGUCAUUUAUUGAUCGAGCCCUUUUUAAUUUAUUUUCUGUGCGAAUUCGCCUUGGUCUCUUUGAUGGUGAUACUAACAGUCAAACAUAUGGUAAUCUGAAGCGCCAAGAUGUAUGUUCUGAUGAGCAUCGUCACCUAGCACUAGAAGCUGCUAGACAAGGGAUAGUGCUUUUGAAGAACAAGGACAAUACUUUGCCAUUAUUGAAGUCAAAAAUAGCCUCUCUAGCACUAAUAGGACCUAAUGCAAAUGCAUUAAAUACAUCACUUGGAGAUUAUGCAGGUACUCCUUGCAAAAUCAUAACUCCCCUUAUAGGCCUUACGAGUUACAUAAAGAGAAUAUCAUAUUCUCCGGGAUGUCAGUAUGUGAAUUGUACUUCCACUGAUGGAUUUGAAGCAGCAGAAAGGAUUGUAGCACAAGCUGAUGCUGUAAUCAUGAUUAUGGGAUUGGACCAAACACAGGAAACAGAAGACCAUGAUCGCGUAGAUCUCACUCUUCCUGGAAAGCAACAAAAACUAAUCUCUAAAGUUGCAGGGGCUUCUAAAGGACCAGUGAUACUUGUUCUCAUGUGUGGAGGGCCUGUGGAUGUCUCAUUUGCAAAAGAAGAUCCUCGCAUAUCUAGUAUUUUGUGGAUUGGUUACCCAGGAGAAGCUGGUGGCCAAGCACUAGCAGAAGUAAUUUUUGGAGACUACAAUCCAGGUGGCAGGUUGCCUAUGACAUGGUACCCUCAAGACUUCACCAAAGUGCCCAUGAAUAUUAUGAACAUGCGUCCUAAUGCUUCUACAGGAUACCCAGGCCGAACAUAUCGAUUCUACACAGGGGAAACUGUCUUCGAAUAUGGUUAUGGACUGAGUUAUUCAAAUUAUUCUUAUAAAUUUGUAUCAUCAAACAAGCAACUUUUCAUCCCCAGGGAUUUUGAGAAUCGUGUAUAUUCACUUUCAGAGGUGGUUUUCCCAGAGACCAAAGUGGAACUCCCCCACAUUUAUGUUGAUGAGUAUACAGGUUGCCAAAAAAUCAAGUUUGCAUUGCAGGUAUUGGUUUAUAACCAUGGAAGCAUGAAUGGAAGCCAUGUUAUGCUCUUAUACUCUAAACCUCCUGCAACUCACAGAGGGGUGCCGCAGAAACAACUAAUUGGUUUUACAAGGGUUCACGUGGCAUCUGGGAAAUCUAUGAAUGCUGAGUUUGUUGUGAGUCCAUGUGAGCAUCUAAGCACUGUGACAGAGGACGGUAGAAGGCUCUUAUCUAUUGGGUUUCACACGUUGAUCAUAGGAGAUUCUCAACUUAAUCUUUCUCUCACGACGCACAUUGUCACAUGAAAUAAGACAUUUGAGUGCACCCUUAGUGGCAAUAACUGACCCAAGUUUAGCAGGGUUGAAUGUUUCUUUUAUGGAAUAUUAAGAUAUCUCUGGUUAUUGAUUCCUUUUGAAUGCA
This is a messenger RNA of Cryptomeria japonica (Japanese cedar), 2824 nucleotides long. RefSeq names its product probable beta-D-xylosidase 6. The coding region runs from base 361 to 2709 and encodes 782 amino acids. Gene Ontology annotation, molecular function: alpha-L-arabinofuranosidase activity; xylan 1,4-beta-xylosidase activity. NCBI's taxonomy places the organism in Eukaryota, Viridiplantae, Streptophyta, Pinopsida, Cupressales, Cupressaceae. Gene Ontology annotation, biological process: xylan catabolic process; arabinan catabolic process. The transcript is spliced from 6 exons. Gene Ontology annotation, cellular component: plant-type cell wall. The record is from RefSeq and is a predicted model, not a curated record.